UAUGACAUCUGAGAAGGUGGAAAAGGUAGUGUUCAAUAUUGACUGAUUCGAGAACGAGAGAGAGAGAGAGAGAGAGCGAGGGGUAAAAGUUCGUAGAUUGUGGGGUGUGAAGCAGAGCAAAAUCCGUGUAGUAUCUCAGUUCCACCAUUUCCACUACGGGCUAGCACUUUUUUUUCGUGUUAUAUAUAUAUAUAUGUAUGUAUACGUAUAUAAGAUAGGGAAACUGUAUGCGUGUGUACCUGUGCUCAGUGGAAGGCGUCCGCGCAUGCAUCGGUGGAGGGAAUAAUACUAGCCUUGGGCGGAAAUUUGUUGGUGGAAUUGAGGACUGUUCGUGCUGCUGCAGCCGAAAAUGGGGGUUUUCUGUACUUUGUUUUGAGGCGAAGCGGUUAUUGGGGAAUUAUUGGUUUUAUUUUGUGAAGAAUUGAAGUGCUGAAAGCUUUGGACAGGAAUUUAUUUCGAGUGUGAGUUAGUUUGUGGCGUACUGAGAUCUAUAAGAGGUAGGAAAGCUUUAGCUGGUGAAUUUCUGCUCUUCUCGUUUUUAGCUUGCAACUUUCUGCGUUUGGGGCACUUGUGCGGAUGAUCAACACCAAGUGAUGAAGCUGAAAUUUGUUGCGGUUUGCAGUGGAAUAGGUUUUGGUUGAGCAGGAUUGCGGGGAGCUUUUGGUUUUGUAGUGUAAUAGGUCUCAUGUGAAAGCGUCUAUCAUUUGUAUUUCUUCCAACUUCCGUAUCUAGAGUGCGUGCUGAAUUGGUGGAGGGAGAAGAGGAUAUCAGCCAAAGUCACGUCAUGCGUGGAAUUUUUGGCGGAUUAUUCUGAGGAUAAAGCUCAGGUGUUAUGCUAUUUUGGGGUAUUGAGGAAGUUGCAGUCAUUUAAUUGGUUUAAAGCAUUGAGGUUCUUUGUAUUUUGGAUAGUUUGUAGUUACUAGUGUUGUCUUUGCUGGUCCAGUCCAACCCUAAAGCUAUCGUAAUGUUUGAACCUGCCAAAAUGAAACUCAACUCGGCUUGCCUGAAUCACCAGUCUCCUGAAGCAGGAGAUAAGAACUGCCUGAAUUCUGAACUUUGGCAUGCCUGUGCUGGUCCCCUUGUUUCUCUACCUUGUAUUGGAAGCCAUGUCGUCUAUUUUCCUCAAGGCCACAGCGAGCAGGUUGCUGCAUCUACUAAUAAGGAAGUUGAUGCUCAGACACCAAAUUACCCUAGCUUACUUCCACAGCUGAUUUGCCAGCUUCAUAACGUGACUAUGCAUGCUGACAUAGAGACAGAUGAAGUAUAUGCUCAAAUGACUUUGCAACCAUUGAGUCCGCAAGAGCAGAAGGAGAUUUCUUUCCUCCCAGCAGACUUGGGUGCCCCGAGCAAACAACCAACUAACUACUUCUGCAAAACUUUAACGGCCAGCGAUACAAGCACACAUGGUGGAUUUUCAGUCCCGCGCAGAGCAGCUGAGAAAGUGUUUCCACCAUUGGACUUCUCACAGCAACCUCCGGCUCAGGAGUUGAUUGCAAGGGAUCUUCACAACAAUGAGUGGAAAUUUAGACAUAUAUUUCGAGGUCAGCCAAAGCGACAUCUUUUGACAACAGGCUGGAGUGUUUUUGUGAGUGCAAAACGACUUGUUGCAGGUGACUCAGUCCUUUUCAUAUGGAACGAUAAGAACCAAUUACUUCUUGGCAUACGGCGUGCGACCAGGCCACAAACCGUAAUGCCUUCGUCAGUUUUGUCAAGUGAUAGCAUGCACCUUGGCCUUCUUGCUGCUGCUGCUCAUGCAGCUGCAACAAAUAGCCGAUUCACAAUAUUUUAUAAUCCCAGGGCCAGUCCCUCUGAGUUUGUUAUACCUCUGGCCAAAUAUGUGAAGGCUGUAUACCACACCCGAGUAUCUAUUGGCAUGCGCUUUCGGAUGCUGUUUGAAACUGAAGAAUCCAGUGUUCGUCGCUAUAUGGGCACAAUUACUGGCAUAAGUGACUUGGAUGCUGUUAGGUGGCCAAAUUCACAUUGGCGUUCUGUCAAGGUUGGCUGGGAUGAAUCUACUGCUGGGGAGAGGCAGCCAAGAGUGUCUCUUUGGGAAAUCGAGCCUUUAACAACAUUUCCCAUGUAUCCUUCACCAUUUCCUCUUAGGCUUAAACGCCCGUGGCCACAUGGUCUCCCCUCGUUCUCUGGGAUGAAACCGGAUGAUAUGGGUUUGAAUUCAUCCUUCAUGUGGCUUCGUGGGAAUGGUGAUCGAGGAAUGCAAUUUCUCAACCAAGGCAUGGGGUUCAAUCCCUGGAUGCAACCGAGGCUUGACACACCUCUUCUUGGCAUGCAAAGUGAUAUUUAUCAAGCUAUGGCUGCUGCUGCAAUCCAGGACAUGAGGGUCAUGGAUCCUUCUAAACAGGUCCUACCAUUGAUGAUGCAAUUCCAGCAACCACAAGCAGUUGGGAGCAGGCCUGCUGGUGUGCUACAGUCCCAGAUGCUACAGCAUUCUCAGUCUUCAGCUCCCUUUCUUCAAAAUCUUCCUGGAUCAUCCCCACAGAUGCAUGCCAACCUUCAGCCGCAACUGCUCCAUCAAAACUCAUUCAAUAAUAUACAGAUCCAACAGCAGCAUCAGCAGUCUAUUCCAAUGCAACAACAUCAACAUUCUAUUGAUCCGCAGCAAGCUUCCUCUGUCACACCUAUGCUCUCGCACAUGCCCCUGAACUCUCAGGCCUCAUCUCUGACAAUGCAGCCCGUCUCCAAUGUGCUUCAGAACUUGUCAGAGUCAAAUGGCAAACCCAUUGCAGUGAAUGCUAAUAGUUCGCCGCUGCACAGUCUCAUGGGCUCUGUUACCCAGGACGACACUUCCAGCCUUCUCAAUGUGCCCAGACCAAGCAACUCAUUGUCUUCUAGUGGCUGGCCAACAAAGAGGGUUGCUCUUGACCCUCUCUUUUCCGGAGUCAGCGGAGCACAAACAAUUUCACCACAGAUUGAUCAGUUUGGACCCUCUAACACAAAUGUGACAAACUGUCCGGUCUCUUUGCCCCCAUUUCCUAGCCGAGACUGCUUGAUUGAACAAGAAGGAACUAAUGAUCCACAGAACCAUUCUCUGUUUGGGGUUAACAUAGAUUCGUCGUCUCUGCUUAUUCAGAAUGGCUUGUCAAACCUUAAAGGGAUUGGCGGUGGUUGUGAUAAUGCACCUGCAGCUUUUGCCUCUUCCAGCUACAUGAGUACAUCUGGUGCUGAUUAUUCACUCAAUCCUACCAUGACUUCAAGCAGUUGUAUCGAUGAGUCAGGCUUUCUGCUGUCUUCUGACAAUCUAGGACAUGGAAAUCCACCUGACCGAGCCUUUGUUAAGGUACACAAGUUGGGGUCCUUUGGACGGUCAAUUGAUAUCACGAAGUUUAGCAGCUACAACGAGCUGCGCAGUGAGCUUGCUCAGAUGUUUGGCCUUGAAGGCCAAUUGGAAGACUCCUUGAGAUCAGGCUGGCAGCUUGUAUUUGUUGAUCGAGAAAAUGAUGUUCUACUUCUGGGGGAUGACCCCUGGCAGGAGUUUGUGAACAGCGUGUGGUGCAUAAAGAUUCUGUCACCCGAGGAGGUUCAGGAGAUGGGAGAGCCGGGGCUCGAUCUUCUGAAUUCAGUUCCUCUCCAAAAGUUGGCUGUUCCAAAUGGAAGUUGUGACGGGUAUGCCAACCGACAGGAGGCAGCCAGGAAAAUGAGUGCCGGAAUACCAUCUGUUGGGACUCUGGAUUUUUGAACCGGAGGUUUUGAAAUCAUGUAUCUGCAAUGUAAGUGGAAUAGUAUAAGUACCCAACCUUAAUAAUAUUAAUAAUAAUAAUAUUAAUAAUUAGGGAAGAAAAUUGCUGUUUUUAGCUGAAGCUUUUUAUAUAGCUUCUGUACUACUGCUUUACAGUUUUAGUAAAUUCAGACUUUGGGCAUC
Molecule: messenger RNA, 3877 nt
Organism: Andrographis paniculata
Lineage: Eukaryota; Viridiplantae; Streptophyta; Magnoliopsida; Lamiales; Acanthaceae
Product: auxin response factor 6
Exons: 14
Coding region: 965-3694 (909 amino acids)
Biological process (GO): response to hormone; regulation of DNA-templated transcription
Cellular component (GO): nucleus
Molecular function (GO): DNA binding; protein binding
Source: RefSeq, a predicted model, not a curated record